This is a messenger RNA of Trachemys scripta elegans, 2008 nucleotides long. RefSeq names its product nuclear speckle splicing regulatory protein 1 (gene NSRP1). The coding region runs from base 137 to 1849 and encodes 570 amino acids. The record is from RefSeq and is a predicted model, not a curated record. The transcript is spliced from 7 exons. NCBI's taxonomy places the organism in Eukaryota, Metazoa, Chordata, Testudines, Emydidae. Gene Ontology annotation, biological process: regulation of alternative mRNA splicing, via spliceosome.
GUGGCGAAUUCCUCGCACCCCUGCACACGCGUUACCCCUUAUUUCCAGGCUGACUGGGGCCUGCCCCGCGGCGCGAGGAGCAACCGGCGCCCGCCCGCCCGCCAGUCAGCGCCGCGCGGGAGGCGGCGGUGCCCGGAUGCAGCAGCGCAGCGCGCCCGACCCCAAGAUGGCGGCGCCGAGCAAGCAAUAUGGGCUUAUUUUGCCCAAGAAAGCAUUGCAGAAAACUCUGAUGGUGAAGAAACAUUCAGUCUUUGCAGAUGACUCUGAUGAAGAGACAUCUGUGGGCGAGAGUCUACAAAAAGAAGCAUUAAAAAAGCAAGUAAUGAAGCAAACCAAACUUGAGAUUCAGAAGGCCUUGGCAGAAGACUCCACAGUGUAUGAAUAUGACAGUAUUUAUGAUGAAAUGCAGCAGCAGAAGAAAGAAAGUAAUGCCAAAGUACUCUCAGGAAAAGAUGACAAAAAGCCCAAAUACAUCCAAAAUAUCCUCAAAGCAGCUGAGGUAAGAAAGCAGGAGCAGGAAAAAAGAAUGGAAAAAAAAAUUCAGAAGGAGCGUGAAAUGGAAGGGGAAGAGUUUGAUGACAAAGAGGCCUUUGUGACAUCAGCCUAUAAGAAGAAACUGCAAGAAAGGGCUGAGGAGGAGGAAAGAGAAAAAAAGGAAGCAGCACUGGAGGCAUGCCUGGAUGUGACCAAACAGAAGGAUCUCAGUGGAUUUUAUAGACAUCUUUUAAACCAGACAGUGGGGGAAGAAGAGGUGCCCAAAUGCAGCCUCCGUGAAGCCAGGAUAAAGGAAGAAAAAUCUACCACUAAUUCAGAUGAAUCCAUCCAAAGAAACAAAAGUCCAGAUGAGAGACCAAGACUUAGAACCCCUGCUAAGGAAGAGGAUAACCCAGAUGCGGACAGUGACUUAGGAAGUGAUAGUAGUGAUGAUGAUCAUAAAAAUAGCAGAGCUAGUUCUAAAAAGAAGGAAAGUCGAGACAGCUCUGAGAGCAGUGAGAAGGAUUCCAAACAUCACAGGAGCCGGAAACACUCCAGCUCAUCAGAGUCUUCCAGUGAGGAGGGAAGUCACCACACAAAAACCCAUAUAAAUCGUCCUAGGAGAGGAGAGAGUGGAACAGGUAGAAGGGAAAAAGAUGAUCACCACAAAGAAAGGGAUCAUGAGAGAAGAGAUAGAAAUCAGGAAAGGGAUCGCCGGAGGGAAAAGGAAGAGCGACAUAGAUAUGGGGAUCAUACCAGUAAAGAUAACUACAGAAAGAGGGAUGAGCCGGAGGACAAACAGAGGGGGAAAGAUAAAAAAGAGACAGAAGGAUAUGACAAAGAAGGUAGGAAAGAGAAAGAGAGGGAGGACAAGAAUUCAGAAAGGGAACGAGAAAAAGAGCGACUAAGAAAUGGCAAAGACAGAUACAGUGAUAGAGAAAGAGGGGAAAAAUGCAGAGAAAAGGAGGAACAUUUGAAGGAAAAGAGAGAGAGAGAUGACAAAGAUGACAAGAAAUACAGGGACAGGAAAGAAAGUAGUCCUCGAGCCUCAGAAAGGGACAGGGACAAGAAGCAAAGUAGCCCUAGAUCCUUAGAAAAAGACAGACAGUGUGACCAGGAAAAAGAGACAAAGGCAAAGGACAGAAAGAGUAAUGAUGAGAGAAUCUCAUGCUCUGAAAGAUUUCCUGAGCCAAAAGGUGAGGAUGAAGAAGAAGGGCAAAAAGGUGCAGAGCAGAUAGAAAAAAAAUCUCUGUGUGUGAGCAAAUUUGCCAAGCGGAGCAGUGAAGAGACAGUGGUAUCAGCAAGAGAUCGCUACUUGGCUAGGCAAAUGGCACGAGUUAGCACAAAAACCUAUAUCGAGAAAGAAGAAGAUUAGCUUCAUUUCAGUGGCCAUAAACCAAGAGAUGAUCCACUUUCACUGGUGGAAAAAUCACUGCAGCAGGAACUCUGUGUUGAAGUGAAAGUAUUUCCUGGCCAUUUAUUUCUGGGUUUUUUUAAACUCAGUAAUUUAAUAAAACAAACUUCUGUUUUGAAA